GUUCUGGAAAAAAAUUAUUAUUUUGAAAAAGUGUGUUUUUUGAGGCGUUAGUGCGAAGAGAGUUUAGGGAAAGGAAAGUGAACUUAAAAUGAAGAGAAGAAAGAGUCGUGAUGAGGUGAACAGUCAACGUGUCUCCAAGUAUCAGAAGAAAAUUUUUGCUUUGGAGGAAUAUGCGGAGCGUACGGAGGAACAAACGUCGGAAACUGGAAGAGGGACAAGUUUGGCUGACGAGAAUGUCGAGGUCAUAAAAAGUGAGAGUAAUGUACAAUACAAUGUACUUGGAGAACUUGAUCGACAUCAGCAGCAACAACAGCAGCAGCAAAUUGGCUAUUCAAGUGCAGAAGAAGGUGGAGACGGCGUGGGCGUGUUGGAGGCGGGUCAACCGGAAAUAGAAAAUGGCGGUUUAGUUGAGGGAACUGUUGUUGAAUCGGGGGCAGCACCAGUUGUGGCAUCAGUUACCGAUCUCGACGACAACACAAAUCUCACGUCGUAUACUCUCAUUAGACAACUCGGCUAUCAUUCAACUCAACAAAUCAUUCAUGAGCGGACGUUCUUAACACAAAGUGAGAGUUCAUAUCAAGGGGAUAAUUUAAGGGAGGAGGAGCAGCAACAGCAGCAGCAACAGGUCUCUCAACACAAUCAUCCCCCCCACCAACAACAAUCCUCGCAUCAACACGAAGAGCACAUCGGACAGCAGUACGUGCAACUUGGGGCGGGAGAAAUUCCGGUUCCUGCGGGAGGGGAUAGCCGGCACCCGACGGAGGUCUCCGUCCCGUCGGAAGGGAAUCGCCUUGCCAGUCACAUGCCACAUUCAACGAUGCAUCGAUACGGGAUUGAGACGCUCUCACCGGCAACCGAGCAUCAUCAUCAUCAUCAUCAACAACAACAACAUCAACAUCAUCAUCUCAAUGAAAAUAAUCACGAUCUUAAUAAUCAUUCACGACAAAUUGACGAUCAUCAUAAUCAAGAUGAUGAUGACGAGAGAGUGAAUAUUGUUGCUGCAAUGCGUGCACCAAUCAGAGGGGAAUAUUCCCUUGGAAAUCUUUUUCCAAAUUUAACAUCAACUGGAGCGAGUGCUGGUAGUGGAAGUAAUGGAGCUGACGAGCAUCAUCAUCAUCAUCAUUCGCAACAUCUUGAGGACGUUCUUCACGAUGAUCCCUAUUUGCAACAUCAAAUUCGUGGUGCAAAUGUCACUGGGAAUAGUGGCGGUGUUUCGCCACAAGUUGUUCGCGCUGGCAGUUCACCAGGUUCGAGUCGAAGUCCACAUGACGAUCAGGGAUUGUCGCCACAUCGUCACGUGCAGGAUGACGGAUACAGUCCCAAUGAUCAAGGUCGUAUUCAAUCACUCACGCAUUUGACGACAAUGCAACCACCACUUUCUUCAGUGCAAACCAGUCAAGGUCUUCAAGAUUCGGGACGAGUGACUACCGAGCAUAUUUAUAUUGAUUCUUUGUAUGGAGCACAUCCGACGGGAGCAUCACAUCAUCAUCAUCAGGAGCAUGAUCAAGGACCGUCCACGCCGCAUUCGCCGGGACUCGCAAGUUCCACAGUAUAUCGUUCGUUGGGAAGUGUUGGAACCAUUGGAAAUUCGAGUGGAACCAAUAACUAUAAUCUUCCUUAUAUAACAAAUAGUCCAACGGAUCAUACAGUAGCUUCUACACCACUAUGGAGUGCUUUAGCACUUAACACUUCACUUCCGGAGAUAUCGCCGGACUAUGGCAGCAAACCAGCGUCAACAGCGAGUCGUCAGACUUUACCUGCAUUCGCUCAACCCUUCGGAAGUCGGUCGACUUUUCGAAAUUACAGUCCCCCAUACCAUAUACCUACGUCACAUCAAACGAGCACUGGGGAUGUUGCAUCGUGGAGUUAUGGGACGUCUGGCGAUGCCCUUGUCUCGCAAUACAGCACCGUUGGCACGCCAUCGCGACGACAAACAUCCAAUGCAACGACAACCUCCGUUCAGCAUUCCCACAGCGCCGCUGCCAGUCUCUCAGCCCUGCACAACAAUGAGGUGGAAUUCUUUACGGAGGGUCGUGAGUGUGUUAAUUGUGGGGCGAUUUCCACCCCUUUGUGGCGAAGGGACGGGACCGGACAUUAUCUCUGCAACGCAUGCGGACUCUAUCACAAGAUGAAUGGAAUGAAUCGACCAUUGGUCAAACAAACUCGGCGCCUGUCCGCCACGAGACGAACGGGACUUCAAUGCAGCAAUUGCCAUACGGGUGCAACUUCACUAUGGCGUCGCAAUCAAAUGGGAGAGUCCGUUUGCAAUGCUUGCGGAUUGUAUUUUAAACUCCAUGGAGUCAAUAGGCCACUGGCAAUGAAGAAGGAGACAAUUCAAACUCGCAAGCGAAAGCAAAAGGGCACAAUAAAAGCAUCCAACACUCAGAUCUCAGCGAAUGCGGCUCCUUGCAUCAAUAACAAUAAUAAUACCAACAACAAUAAUAACAAUAACUUCAAAUUUGAUCCAGAUAAUUUCAAUGAUUUGAGAAUGGCUCACACAAGUGUCUCCCAGGGAAAUUAUGCAAACUCGUUGUACAGUUCAAGUUCUCAGGCAGGAAGUAGACUUUCCACGAAUGCAUAUCAAACGCCAAUGUUGGGAUCAUUUUACGAUAUGACUGUCACUCAACAGCAUCAACAACAGCAACAACAACAGCAGCAGCAACCACAGCAGCAUCAAUUAAUUGACAGUCAUUCAUUGAAAGUUGAAUGUCCCUCGCCACCUUGUUCGGCACGUUCGCCAAUUUUAGUUUCUGCCGGACAAUCGCCCGAGCAUCAACUUUCAUCGCCCCAUAUUGUCACAUUGGAAAAUUGCUCCUCAGCACCACCGAGGAAACGACAAAAAUUGGACAACAAUCAGUUAGAAAGGUCAACUGUUUUAAUUAAUGGUAUUGGUCACUCUGGCUAAAAAACAAUUUUUUAAAAAAAGAAAAAAUUCACGUAAAAAAAAUUGAAUCUCAUACUUUAGUAUACCAGAAAUUUUGUUGUUAAGUUUCAUAAUUAUUACUGUUUAAUAUGUUAAACAAAAAAAUUUUUUAAACCCUUUUUUCAAAUUUUGAAUAUUUUAUUUCUUUUUUUUAAAAAAAGUAGUUUUAUUUUUAUUAUCUGAAGGACAUAAUGUGUUUAAGCAGUGUCACGAAAGCAAUGGUUUGUUUUGAAAAGAAAAAAAUUGUUUGAAAUAGUUUUAUAUGAUGAAUUUUGCGAUUUUUAAUUAUGAUUUCUGACUUUUUAUUGCGGCAAAAAUUAUUAUUUAAUUUAUAAAUAUUAUUUUAAAUCGAAUAUAUAAAAUAUUUUAAACAAUUUAUUUUAUUUUUAAGUUUAGUUAUAAAUGUGUUUUUUUAAAAUAUUAUUGCUCUCUUGACGCCACUGACUGAUACUUGUCUUUUUGAAGUCAAACAAGUUUUUUUUUUUUUUUAAUAAAAAAAAAGUAGUUAAUGUAUUGAAUGAAAAUACAUAUAAAAUUAAAUAUUAAAAGAAAAAUGCAGGAUGUAUUUUAAAAAAAAAGUAUAUAUUUUUUUUGUGCGGAAAAUUAUCUCAAGAGUGCCUUGUUUUUCUAUGAAUUAAAAUAAAAUUCGCGAGUGCGAAUAUAAAUUGUGUGCGAGUAUGUAAAUAAUUGUGUGUCUAUGAUACUGUACAUACUUAUUAUUGAAUAUUUCCUGAAAGAAAUUAAUUUCUUUUCUGUAUAUAGGAAAAUUGUAUUAGCCCAAAUUUCAGAGACUAACGAUUUUCUCCUUUUGUUUGUAUUAUUUUUUUUUUUUUAUUAAGAUUUUAUUUUCCUUCUUUAGUAAGAAUUUCGAAUAUUCUAAUUUGAAAAAAAUACUUAUUGAGAUUUUUUUCUCGGAAUUCUAUUUUUUCUGAGACAAAAAUUUUACAUCCCUAGAGAUUUUGCAUAUUGUACUUUUUGUUUCUAAAUUUUUUAAGUUUCCAAACUCAUUGAAGUUUUGAUAUAAAAAUUUUUUUUUCUUUUUGUUUUGGAAGACUGAUCAUGACAUGAUCGAAUUCAGUGGAAAAGAAGUUCGACAAUAUAGUUUUCUUUUUUUUUUUUUUGUUUCUGUAAAUAGUAAAAAAAAGUGCCUAAGUAGUAUAAAAUUUUUACUUUACUUUAGUAUGGAACUAAUUGUUUUUCUCUCUGUCUCUCUCUUCUUUUCUACCAAAGACUCUUUAAGAUUCUUAAUAAACUUUUAUUGUGCAAGCUUUUAAAAACGAUGCCAAAUUGAAUUCGUCAAUGUCUCUGUAAAUACGUUAUUUUUUAGUUUUUAAUAAUAAAGUUAGGAUGAAAAAAAAUUAUAUAUAUAUAUAUAUAGACUUAACGUUCUAGAAUAUGUUUAAAAAAAAUGUUUACAAAUAAAAGGCAACGAAUACAUUCUCUUGAGAAUUUAUAUACAUUCAGUUUUUCGUCGAAUAAGAAUGGAAAAAAAACCAAAAACAUUUAAACGAAAUGAAAAAAUAUUUUUUAGACAAUAGUUUUUAAAAGAUGUUAUACAGCUGAAGCGAAAAAUCAGAAAAAAAGAAUGUAUUUACGUGUAAUAUAUAUUUUCACAAUAUAUUUUUAACGAGUCAGCCAUGAAUAUUUGCUAAUAAAGCGGGAUAUUUAAAAAAAA
Molecule: messenger RNA, 4598 nt
Organism: Leptopilina heterotoma
Lineage: Eukaryota; Metazoa; Arthropoda; Insecta; Hymenoptera; Figitidae
Product: box A-binding factor-like
Exons: 8
Coding region: 89-2905 (938 amino acids)
Biological process (GO): cell fate commitment; negative regulation of transcription by RNA polymerase II; positive regulation of transcription by RNA polymerase II
Molecular function (GO): DNA-binding transcription factor activity, RNA polymerase II-specific; RNA polymerase II cis-regulatory region sequence-specific DNA binding; zinc ion binding
Source: RefSeq, a predicted model, not a curated record